This is a messenger RNA of Dovyalis caffra, 522 nucleotides long. Lineage: Eukaryota; Viridiplantae; Streptophyta; Magnoliopsida; Malpighiales; Salicaceae. The record is from the annotation of a GenBank genome assembly.
AUGGUCGCAUUUGAUCGGGCUUCGCUUCUACUCGGUGGAUUACCUUUUUCAGUAUUGUCUUUGGGCUUGCCAUCGAGCGCUCCGGUUAUCCUGCACCUUGGCCGGCUCGAUAUGUCUACCUCCUCUCGGUCUUCUACUAGCCGAUCCGCAUCGAUCGGGCUUCACUAUCCGGUCGCCGAGCUCUUAGCUCUCGAGGUUGAUUUGCAUUUGGGUACUAUCCCUCGCUUGUUUUGCCUCUCGGUUGUCCCCGCCUUGGCUAGCUCAAUAUGUCUCGCCUCCUCUCGGUCUUCUAGCUCGCCGGUCCACAUCGAAUUACACUUCACCUGUACCCGGCCUCCUCUUUGUGUUCAAGCCUCUUUUAUUUCAGUGGCCUUAGUCUCCUCUCCCAAUCCAUACAACCUUGCUCAUGCUUCUGUCUCGCACCGUGCAACGCUUGCCGGUGCUCCUUUGUGUCGGCCUCCCCCUAUGGCUCUCUCGCCUAGCUUGACCCUCUUUCUAGCCUCGUUGCUUCGCUACCACUAG